Orycteropus afer afer is the source of this 402-nucleotide messenger RNA. It is a transcript of the gene SH2D1B, whose product is annotated as SH2 domain containing 1B. NCBI's taxonomy places the organism in Eukaryota, Metazoa, Chordata, Mammalia, Tubulidentata, Orycteropodidae. The record is from RefSeq and is a predicted model, not a curated record. The transcript has 4 exons. The coding region runs from base 1 to 402 and encodes 133 amino acids.
AUGGAUCUGCCUUAUUACCACGGCCCCCUGAACAAGAAAGACUGUGAGACCUUGCUGCUCAGGGAUGGGGUGGAUGGCAAUUUUCUAUUGAGGGACAGUGAGUCAGUCCCAGGAGCCCUGUGCCUCUGUGUCUCGUUUAAGAAUUUGGUCUACACCUACCGAAUCUUCAAAAAGAAGCAUGGGUGCUACGAGAUGCAGACUGUGGAAGAUGCCCCUAAACAGAUCUUUCCAAGCCUAAAGGAACUGAUCUCCGAAUAUGAAAAACCAAAUCAAGGGCUGGUGGUUCACCUUUUAAAGCCAAUAAUGAAAAUGAGCAUGUGCCUGGGAUGGAGAAGAGCGAGGAUAAAGUUGAAUGAGAUUUAUGAGAACAGUGACAAUGAUUAUGUGACUGUCUUACCUUGA